Candida dubliniensis CD36 is the source of this 978-nucleotide messenger RNA. Its product is annotated as putative phosphomutase. Bases 1 to 978 code for a protein of 325 amino acids. The transcript has a single exon. Gene Ontology annotation, molecular function: phosphatase activity. Lineage: Eukaryota; Fungi; Ascomycota; Pichiomycetes; Serinales; Debaryomycetaceae. The record is from RefSeq and is a predicted model, not a curated record. Gene Ontology annotation, cellular component: cytoplasm.
AUGUCGAAAAAUAUCCCUAAUCAAGCUGACGUAGUAGAUGCUAAAAUUUCAGAUACUGAUAGACAACAAUAUGAACAACUUCUUUUGAAAUAUUAUCAAGAAGAUAAAACCAAAUCAUAUUGGGAAUUUUCUAUUGUUCCAGGAAUUUUCAAACAAUCUUUACCAGAAACUGAUGCUACUAAAUUUGAUACUAUAAAGGAACAUUUUGGAAUUAUUCCCAAUUGGGAUGAUAUCAUUAAAAAAUUGAAUGAAUUAAACAAUCAAGUAAAUUCUAAUGAAAUUCAAUAUAAAUUAAUGUUUUUAGCUAGACAUGGUCAAGGAUAUCAUAAUGUUAAACAUAAUGAAAACCCACAACUUUGGGAUGAUUAUUGGUCUCAUUUAAAUACUGAUGGUAAAAUUGUAUGGGGGCCUGAUCCUGAAUUGACUGAAUUAGGAAUUGAACAAGCUAAAGAUAAUAAUAUUGCUUGGAAUCAAGAAAUUAUUAAUAAUAUCAAUAAAAAUAAAAAAUUAAUUAUACCAACAAAAUUUUUCACAUCACCAUUUAGAAGAUCAAUUGAUACAUUAAUUAAUACUUGGAAUAAUAUAAUUGAUUUACAAAAAAUUAAACCAUUAAUUCAAGAAAAUUGGCGUGAAACAAUUGGUGAUCAUACUUGUGAUAAACGAUCAACAAGAUCAAUAAUUAUUGAAAAAUAUCAAUCAUUAGGAUUUAUAAUUGAAUCUGAUUUUGAAGAAGAAGAUAUUUAUUGGAAAUCUGAUUGGCGUGAAUCAGUAGCUGAACAAGCAAUUAGACAAAAUAAAGGAUUACAACAACUUUUCAAUGACAAUCCAUUUGAUCAAAUUGUUAGUAUUACUAGUCAUAGUGGAUCAAUUCGUACUCAAUUAUUAGUGUUGGGUCAUCGUCCAUUUGCUAUUGGAACUGGUGGUAUGAUCCCUGUGUUUGUUAAGGGAGUUAAAGUUGCCCAAAAAUUAAAAGAAUAA